Molecule: messenger RNA, 1570 nt
Organism: Pseudoliparis swirei
Lineage: Eukaryota; Metazoa; Chordata; Actinopteri; Perciformes; Liparidae
Product: rho-related GTP-binding protein RhoA-C-like
Exons: 5
Coding region: 72-653 (193 amino acids)
Biological process (GO): cell migration; stress fiber assembly; small GTPase-mediated signal transduction
Cellular component (GO): dendritic spine; cleavage furrow
Molecular function (GO): GTPase activity; GTP binding
Source: RefSeq, a predicted model, not a curated record
GCACUGAGGGGGGCGGGACUGAGAGCUCUGACAGGAAACACGAAAGAAAGGCGAGGAUAUCUAAUAAUACGAUGGCUGCGAUCAGAAAGAAGCUGGUGAUCGUCGGCGACGGCGCCUGCGGCAAGACGUGUCUGCUCAUCGUGUUCAGCAAGGAUCAGUUCCCCGAGGUCUACGUGCCCACGGUGUUCGAGAACUACGUGGCCGAUAUCGAGGUGGACGGGAAACAGGUGGAGCUGGCUCUGUGGGACACGGCGGGCCAGGAGGACUACGACCGCCUGAGGCCUCUGUCCUACCCCGACACGGACGUCAUCCUCAUGUGCUUCUCCAUCGACAGCCCCGACAGUUUGGAGAACAUUCCGGAGAAGUGGACCCCCGAGGUGAAGCACUUCUGCCCCAACGUGCCGAUUAUCCUGGUGGGGAACAAGAAGGACCUGCGCAACGACGAGCACACGCGCCGCGAGCUCGCCAAGAUGAAGCAGGAGCCGGUGAAGGCGGACGAGGCGCGGGACAUGACCAACCGGAUCAACGCCUUCGGCUACCUGGAGUGCUCGGCCAAGACGAAGGACGGCGUGCGGGAGGUGUUCGAGAUGGCCACCAGGGCGGCGCUGCAGGCCAAGAAGCGAGGCAAGAAGAGCGUCUGCGCCCUGCUAUAGAGGGUUAUUUAUGGGGGGGGGGCAGUGAUGGAGGAGGGGAGGGACUAACACACCAGGCCAAAAAAAAAGAGAAAGAAUUAACGCACAUCCCUUCUUUAUUUUUAUUUCUAAUUUGACUUGUUCUAAACGUAUAUUUCAUUUCAUAUUCGAGUAAGAAACCUCCCUGAUUUCUGGUCUGCUCCUUUUUUUUAAUUUUGCAAACUCCACAUCUUCUCCACGGCUUCAUGAAUUCAUAAUAAUUUCCACUUGGCGAAUGUUUCAGCUCCAGUGACUUUGCCGUUUCCCCCUUUUUUUAUUAUUGUUGUUUCAUAUUUUCCAUUGAUAACCUUCCGGCAUGUCAUAGGAUGUCCUCGACUUACCGAGAGGCUUUUAAUUUGAAAAAACAUUCACAGGAAGUGCAGAGUUUCCGAGGCGAUAACUUAAAAGCAAUACGAAAAGAAAACUGCGCCAUGGAAGAAGCUGUUUCUGUUGUGCCUGCGUGGAUCCAUCCAUCUGAGCACGUGACGCAGUAACUCCACCCCUCAGUGUUUUAACUCGGCUGUUAUUGGUCGUCCAGCUGUUAUUGGACACGCCCAUUAUUUAAAUAGCAGCUUGUAUUUGGAAGGUUCUGGUCUGUCAGGGUGUUUCCACUCUGCUAUUCAUUUGUUUUCUUUCCUGUUUUGUUAUUUUAACUAUGUGAUAUUCUACUGGCUUAUGUUGUAUUAUUUGCACACAGCUUAAAACAAAAACAAAACGUCAGUGUGGUGUAUUACACACGCUGAAAGAAAAUAUUCAAAAAGUCAAUAAAGUGUAAGUGACUCCUAAAGGAUUGGUUAUUGGAAUAUUGUUUAGUAUACAAAACGUAUUCUCACAUUACGCCAGUCGUCUUUUUUGUUUUUUAUGUAUUCUAAAGGAAAUAAACUGUAACUUGAGAAUUG